AUGGCGCCCGUGCUGCCCCUGGCGCUGCCGCCGCGGCCCCGCGUGCGCCUGGCGCAGGGGCUCUGGCUCCUGUCCUGGGCGCUGGCGCUGGCCGGCGGCCUCACGCUGCUGUGUAGCGGGCACCUCCUGGUCCAGCUGUCGCGCCUUCGCACCUUCCUGGCUCCCUCCUGCCCGUUCGCCGCGCUGCCGCAGGUGGCCCUGGCGGCGGGCGCCGCGGCUCUGGGCACGGGACUGGCGGGCGCGGGAGCCAGCAGGGCCAGUUUGGACGCCGCGCAGUACCCGCCCUGGCGGAGGGUCCUGGGCCCCCUGCUGGUGGCCGGCACCGCGGGGGGUGGCGGGCUGCUGGUCCUCUCCCUGGGGCUGGCCGCAGCUCUGCCUGGCAGUCUGGACUCGGGGCUGGAGGAGGGCCUGGGCGCUGCCAUGGCUCACUACAAGGACACAGAGGUGCCGGGACACUGCCACGCCAAGCGGCUGCUGGAUGAGCUGCAGCUCAGGCACCACUGCUGCGGCUGCCGUGGGUUCAAGGACUGGUUUGGGGUCCAGUGGGUCAGCAGCCGGUACCUGGACCCCAACGACCAGGAUGUGGUUGACCGGAUCCAGAGCAACGUGGAAGGCCUCUAUCUGAUUGACGGGGUCCCCUUUUCCUGCUGCAACCCCCACUCACCGCGGCCUUGCCUGCAAGACCAGCUCUCAGACCCCCACGCCCACCCCCUCUUUGAUCCCCGUCAGCCCAACCUCAACCUCUGGCCUCAGGGGUGCCACGGGGUGCUGCUGGGGCACCUGCAGGGGCUGGCGAGCACGCUGGGCAGCAUGCUGGCCGUCACCUUCCUGCUGCAGACUGUGGUGCUCCUGGGCCUGCGGUACCUGCAGACGGCGCUGGAGGGGCUUGGAGGAGUCAUCGAUGGGGAAGGGGAUGCCCAGGGCUAUCUCCUUCCCGGGGGGCUGAGGCACAGGCUGAAGAUGGCCUGGCUGCAGGGAGGGGCUGCCCGCAGGCCAGCACCGGGGGAGGCCCCUCCCGAAGAGGCACCGCCCACAGAGGACCCACCUGAGGCCUAG
Messenger RNA from Pipistrellus nathusii (Nathusius's pipistrelle), 1056 nucleotides. NCBI's taxonomy places the organism in Eukaryota, Metazoa, Chordata, Mammalia, Chiroptera, Vespertilionidae. The record is from the annotation of a GenBank genome assembly.